This is a messenger RNA of Conger conger (European conger), 5691 nucleotides long. Its product is annotated as cell adhesion molecule DSCAM-like. NCBI's taxonomy places the organism in Eukaryota, Metazoa, Chordata, Actinopteri, Anguilliformes, Congridae. The record is from RefSeq and is a predicted model, not a curated record. Gene Ontology annotation, cellular component: axon; plasma membrane. Gene Ontology annotation, biological process: dendrite self-avoidance; homophilic cell-cell adhesion; axon guidance. Gene Ontology annotation, molecular function: cell-cell adhesion mediator activity.
GAGGACCAAAAAGCCAUGAGAGGCAAUGUAGCUGUCUUCAAGUGCAUUAUCCCUGCCUCUGUGGAGGCCUACAUCACUGUUGUGUCGUGGGAGAAAGACACGGUCUCACUUGUCUCAGGAUCUAGAUUUCUCAUCACAUCCAUGGGAGCCUUGUACAUAGUGGAUGUACAGAAUGAAGAUGGAUUAUAUAACUAUCGCUGCAUCACACGGCAUUGCUACACCAGCGAGACCAGGCAAAGCAACAGUGCUCGUCUCUUUCUGUCAGACCCUACAAAUUCAGCGCCAGUGAUUGCAGAUGGCUUCAGCCGGCAGGUGGUCACAGCUGGCCAUCAGGUGGAGCUGCCAUGCAAAGCUUCGGGACACCCACCCCCUAAAUACCGCUGGCUUAAGGACAGCCGUCCACUCCAGCCAGACAGCCGCUUCCACCAGAGCAUGACAGGCCUGCUGAUAGAAAACACCCAGCCAGAUGACACAGGCAACUACCUGUGUGAGGUCUGGAACAGCUAUGGCAAUGCCGAGGUUGUCGGCUGGCUGCUGGUCAAACAGCCCUUGAAGGCUGUGAUCAGCCCCCGAAAGGUGAAGGGCAGUGUGGGCAGCCAGGUCUCCCUCUCCUGCAGUGUCAUUGGCUCAGAGGAGUAUGAGCUCUUCUGGUACCGCAAUGGAGAGAUCAUCCAUCCCGGUGUCAACGUGCGCAUCAUCGGAAAUAACCGGGAAAACCUGGUGAUGGAUGGCAUGGUCAAGAGUGAUGGCGGUGCCUACCAAUGCUUUGCCAGGCAGGGGAAAAUGUCAGCUCAAGACUUUGUUCAGGUCAUCUUGGAAGAUGGUACACCAAAGAUCUUGUCUGCCUUUAGUGAGAAGGUUGUCAACCCGAACAAGGUAGUUUCACUGGUGUGCAAUGUGAAGGGGACGCCCCUGCCCAUCGUCACUUGGACCCUGGACGAUGAUCCGGUUGUGAGGGAUCCUAACCAUCAAAUGGAUGUGGUCAUACUUGGCGAGGGCAAUGUGUUGAGCUACCUGAACAUCUCCAAUACUCAGGUCCGGGACGGGGGUGUCUACCGGUGCACUUGCAACAACACAGCGGGAGUGGUGUCCUACCAGGCUCGAAUAAACGUAAGAGGGGCUCCAAGGAUCCGGCCAAUGAAAAACCUCACGGCCAUAGCUGGGAGGGACACCUACAUUCACUGCCAUGUCAUUGGCUAUCCAUACUACUCCAUCAAGUGGCACAAGAAUGGCAACCUGCUUCCCUUCAAUCACCGCCAGUGUGCCUUUGAGACCAAUGGCACUUUGAGGCUGUCAGAUGUCCAGAAGGACAUGGAUGAGGGAGAGUACACCUGCAGCGUGUUGGUCCAGCCAAAGCUGUUCAGGAGCCAGAGUGUGUACAUCACUGUGAAAGUUCCUCCAUUCAUCCAGCACUUCGAGUUCCCGCACUUCUCCAUUGGUCAGAGGGUCUUUAUCCCCUGCAUGGUGGUGUCCGGUGACCUGCCCAUCUUCAUUACCUGGCACAAAGACGGCCGGCCCAUCCCAGCCACCCUGGGCGUCACCAUUGACAACAUUGACUUCACCAGCUCCCUGCGCAUCUCCAACCUCUCGUCCCGGCACAAUGGCUGCUACACCUGCAUCGCCCGCAAUGACGCUGCCACCAUGGUGCACAAGAGCAAGCUGAUUGUUCGAGUUCCUCCCAGGUUUGUUGUGCAACCUAAGGACCAGGAUGGUAUUUACGGGAAAGCUGUGAUUCUCAACUGCUCUGCGGAGGGAACCCCAGCUCCCACUGUAGUGUGGAAGUUUUCCAAAGGUGCGGGUGUGCCCCAGUUCCAGCCCAUCCCCCUGAACUCAGGCUUUCGACUCCAACUUCUAGACACAGGAUCUCUGCUAAUCAAACAUGUCCUGGAGGAGGACAGCGGCUACUACAUGUGUAAAGUCAGCAAUGACGUCGGAGCUGAUGUCAGCAAGUCUAUGUAUCUCAAUGUAAAAAUUCCAGCCAUGAUCACUUCAUACCCCAACACCACACUGGCCACACAGGGCCAGAGGAAGGCCAUGAGCUGCAUAGCACAUGGCGAGAAGCCCAUCAUGGUGCGCUGGGAAAAAGAGGAUCGCAUCAUCAACCCAGACAUGAGCCGCUACAUAAUCUCUGUCAAGGAAGUGGCAGAUGAGGUCAUCUCCACCCUGCAGAUUUUGCCCACAGUAAGGGAAGACUCUGGAUUUUUCUCCUGUCAUGCAAUCAACUCUUAUGGGGAAGACAGGGGGAUCAUUCAAUUAACAGUACAAGAACCCCCUGACCCCCCAGAGAUUGAGAUUAGGGAGGUUCGAGAUCGGACAAUUGCCCUCCGCUGGACCAUGGGUUUUGAUGGCAACAGUCCCAUCACUGCCUAUGACAUUGAGUGCAAGAACAAAUCAGCAACCUGGAAAACUGUCCAAAGAACCAAAGAUGUUUCCCCUCAGCUGAACCAGGCCACAAUCAUUGACCUCCACCCGUCUUCCACCUACAACAUCCGCAUGUUCGCCAAGAACCACAUUGGGAAGAGCGAGGCCAGCAACGAGCUCACCAUCAGCACAGAUGAAGCAGCUCCCGAUGGUCCACCGCAAGAUGUUCAAAUUGAAGCCGUCUCCUCUCAGAGCAUUAAAGUCACCUGGAAGGCACCCAAAAAGCACCUGCAGAAUGGUAUGAUCCGGGGGUACCAAAUUGGUUACCGGGAGUACAGCACAGGAGGAAGCUACCAGUUCAACGUAAUCAGCAUGGAGACAGCAGGGGACAGCGAGACAAUGACUCUGGAUAAUCUGAAGAAAUUCACCGAGUAUGGUGUGGUGGUGCAGGCCAGGAACAAUGCUGGCACAGGACCCUCCUGCCAGGAAGACAUUGCCACCACCCUGGAGGACGUCCCUAGCAGAGCUCCUGAGAAUGUUCAGGCUUCAGCAACAUCCACCGAAAGCAUCUCAAUUUCCUGGCUGACCCCUGCCAAAGAGGCGCUCAAUGGCAUCCUUCAGGCUUUCCGUGUCAUUUACUGGGCAAACCUGCCAGAUGGAGAGCUGGGCGAGAUACACAACAUCACCACCUCCCAGCCUUCCCUGGAGCUGGACGAGCUGGAGAAGUACACCAACUACAGCAUUCAGGUGCUAGCCUUCACACGUGCUGGGGACGGGGCGCGGAGCAAGCAGAUCUUCAUCCGCACCAAGGAAGAUGUGCCUGGUCCUCCCGGUGGAGUGAAGGCAGCGGCUGCAACCAGCUCGGUGGUGUAUGUAUCCUGGCUGGCCCCACUCAAACUCAACGGGAUCAUCAGAAAGUACACAAUCUUCUGCUCCAAACACUAUCCCAUGGUAAUGAAUGAGUUUGAAGCGGUGCCCAAUGUGUGUUUUUAUGUUGUUCCAAACCUCAACUGGAACCAGAAGUACAUUUUUUGGGUUGUUGCAGUUACAGCGGCUGGCCAAGGAAAUAUCAGUGACAUCAUCACUGUUGAACCUCUUGCUAAAGUGCUCACCCGGAGGCAACCCAUGCAAACACGGGGAGAACAUGCAAACUCCACACAGAGAGGCCCCGGCCGACGGGGAUUCGAACCCAGGACCUCCUUGCUCAAGGGGACUCCAACUCCUGUCAUCAUCGAUGGCAGGCGUAGUGUUCACAGUAAUGGCAGCUUUGUCAUUCGAACAGUGAAAGCAGAGGAUUCUGGGUAUUACACUUGUGUGGCCAGUAACAGCUGGGGAUCCAAUGAAAUUGUGCUGGACCUUCAAGUCCAAGUUCCACCAGACCAGCCACGACUCCAGUGACCCACAGUGACCAAGACAACUACCAUGUCAAUCACUCUGUCCUGGAUACCUGGGGACAACGGGGGAAGCUCUAUCAGAGGGUACAUUCUGCAGUACUCAGAGGACAACAGUGAGCAGUGGGGGAACAUUCCCAUCAGUCCCAGUGAGCGCUCCUAUCGCUUGGAGAACCUUAAAUGUGACACCUGGUACAAGUUCACCCUCACAGCCCAGAACGGAGUAGGCCCGGGUCGCAUCAGUGAGAUCAUUGAGGCCAAGACACAUGGGAAAGUAGAAAGAGACAUUCUAGCGAUCAAUAAAAACACCAGGCCCUCAGAAACUCAGAACACGCAGCAGCAGACUCUACGCAUGCACAUCGACAUUCCCAGGGCUCAGCUGCUGAUUGAGGAGAGGGACACCAUGGAGACAAUCGACGACAGGUCCACAGUGCUGCUGACUGAUGCUGAUUUUGGGGAGACAUCCAAACAGAAGUCGUCCACCGUCACACACACAGUCCACUACCACUCUGUUUCCCAGACCACUGGGCCACUGGUGGAUGUAUCUGAUGCCCGACCAGGAACCAACCCCACUACCCGCCUCCCUGCCAAAGCUGGCCCCGCCGCACGAAACCGCUACACCAGCCAGUGGACUCUGAACCGACUGCACCCGCCUAACUCCUCCCAUACCUUGUCCACUGACUGGAGGCUGCCCACACCACAGGCUGCUGGCUCUGUAGACAAGGAGAGUGACAGUUACAGUGUCAGCCCAUCUCAGGACACAGAUAGGGCAAGGAGCAGCAUGGUGUCAACUGAGAGUGCAUCCUCAACCUAUGAAGAGCUGGCACGGGCCUAUGAGCACGCCAAGAUGGAGGAGCAUCUGCGCCACGCCAAAUUUACCAUAACUGAGUGCUUCAUCUCUGACACCUCCUCCGAGCAGAUGACCGCUGGCACCUACGAGUAUACCGACAGCCUGACUUCAAGCACACCCUCUGAGUCGGGCAUCUGUCAGUUCACAGCAUCCCCGCCCAAACCUCAGGAUGCGGUGCAGGUCAUGAACAUGGCCAUCCCCAAGGCUCACAGACCAGGAGGUGAGCUGGUGCACCUGCCCUCCUAUCUCCGGAUGGACUUCCUUUUAAACCGUGGCAUCCCUGGGGCAGGGCGUGAGGGGUGCUUGGAGCCUCAGAAGAGCCGCAGUCUCAAGCAGCCCCCCAUCCUGGAGCCCACACCCACGGAAGCCCCACCCAGCAGCAGGGAUGCUCAGCAGUGGCAGCCAGGGACUGCCUCUACGCUGCCCCAGUGUGAGGGCACAGACUUGGUACAGGCCUCCAAGCUCAGCAGCUCUCAGGAGUCCCUGAAACAGAGCAACAACCCAUACGCAAAGUCGUACACUUUAGUAUAACACAGAGCAUGAAUGAGACUGCAGACACAAAGACGAGCCCUCAGCACACAUAACACACAGACUCUUGUGAAAGCUGUUGUAUACACUCACUGAGCACUUUAUUAGGAACACCUGUACACCUACUUAUUCAUGCAAUCUAAUCAGCCAAUCAUGUGGCAGCAGUGCAAUGCAUGAAAUCAUGUAGAUAUGGGUCCGAAGCUUCAGUUAAUAUUCACAUCAACCAUCCUGAUGGGGAAAAAAUGUGAUGUAAGUGUCCAUGGAAUGAUUGUUAAUGCCAGACAGGGUGGUUUGAGUACCUCAGAAACUGCUGAUCUCCAGGGAUUUUCACGCACAACAGUCUCGAGUUUUGUGGGAAUUGUAGGAACAACAAAAAACAUCUAGUGAGCAGCAGUUCUGCAAGCAGAAACACCUUGUCAAUGAGAGAGGUCCGCGGAGAAUGUCCAGACUGGUCAAAGCUGACAGGAAUGAACGCAAAUAACUACAUAUUACAACAGUGGUAUGCAGAAGAGCAUCUGUGAACACACAAUGCAUCAAACCUCUAAAUGGAUAGGCUACAGC